This is a messenger RNA of Entrophospora sp. SA101, 765 nucleotides long. The record is from the annotation of a GenBank genome assembly. NCBI's taxonomy places the organism in Eukaryota, Fungi, Glomeromycota, Glomeromycetes, Entrophosporales, Entrophosporaceae.
AUGGCACCAAAAUCAGAAGAAAUAGAAGAUACAACAAAUUAUUCUCCGUCAUCAUCAUUUUCUAAUAUUGAAGAAACAAUCGAGAAACUCACCACAAUUAAAUCAGUAAAUGUUCCAUUGCCAUAUUUUGUCAAGAAUGGAAAAAUGCUUUUAACCCCAGCAACAAAUAGAUUAUGGAUGUUAGCUAAACCAUUUCUUAAAUUAUUAAUGGAUCCAAAAAGAACACGUCCCAUAUUGACAGUUGCAAACCAUUUAUCAACGGUCGACGAUCCUUUAAUUUGGGGAAGUCUUCCUUUCAAAGUAUUUCUAAAUCGUGAAAAAGUACGUUGGACUCUUGGUGCACAAGAACUAUUUUCAAAGAUAUUUGCACUUGGUCAAGUUGUACCUACUGUUAGAGGUGCUGGCAUUUAUCAACCUGCUAUGGAUUUUGCAUUGGACAGAUUAAAUGAUGGUAAUUGGGUUCAUGUAUUUCCAGAGGGAAAAAUCAAUCAAACAUUGGAUAUGCUUAAAUUCAAAUGGGGAAUUGGCCGGUUGGAAGAAAUCAUGCCAGAGGAAAGAGAUCGUCCUUGGAUUCCAAUUCUUGGUAAAAAAAUGGUAAUUGCUUAUGGAAAUCCAAUUGACUUUAAAGAUGUAUUGAUUAAUUUUCAUGAAGGUAAAACUGAGGAAUUAUCAACACGUAUUAAAAUAACCGAUGUUAUAUUUGAUGCUAUGGAUGAUUUACAAAAAAAGGCCGAAUCAUUAGAAGCCGGAAGAGAACAAUCAUAA